This is a messenger RNA of Pygoscelis adeliae (Adelie penguin), 767 nucleotides long. RefSeq names its product TAF11 RNA polymerase II, TATA box binding protein (TBP)-associated factor, 28kDa (gene TAF11). The record is from RefSeq and is a predicted model, not a curated record. The coding region runs from base 1 to 258 and encodes 85 amino acids. Gene Ontology annotation, cellular component: transcription factor TFIID complex; nucleus. NCBI's taxonomy places the organism in Eukaryota, Metazoa, Chordata, Aves, Sphenisciformes, Spheniscidae. Gene Ontology annotation, molecular function: transcription coactivator activity; protein heterodimerization activity. The transcript has 3 exons. Gene Ontology annotation, biological process: RNA polymerase II preinitiation complex assembly; transcription initiation at RNA polymerase II promoter.
AUGGACAGGUUUCUCCACCACAACCGAGGGCUGAUCCAGUCCAUCACCGGCACCUCUGUCUCUCAGAACGUGGUUAUCGCCAUGUCUGGCAUUUCCAAGGUCUUCGUUGGGGAGGUGGUGGAGGAAGCACUGGAUGUGUGCGAGAAGUGGGGGGAGCUGCCACCUCUGCAGCCCAAACACAUGCGAGAGGCGGUCAGGAGGCUCAAGUCACGAGGACAGAUCCCCAAUUCCAAAUAUAAGAAGAUCAUCUUCCACUGAAGUGUCCCAAGAGCAGCAAGAGGAGACAGAAGUUAAAACAAGCUUCCUGUCGUGAACCUCACAACAGUUACAGCAGAGCUAUGGGACCGAAGCUGCCUCAGGAGCGUUGUGUACAGACUUAAGUGACUGCAGGGAGGCUUCCUGCUGUCACUGCUGAAGUCUGGCUUGUCAUCCCAGCACUACGCAGAAGCGGGCGGGAGCCAAAUCCCUGACCUGGAGCCUUGGGCUCCCCUGCUUCAACAGAGCAGGGGUAGGAACGUUCAAGGUCUUCAGUGUAUUUACUCAUCAGGAUCAUGCUUUCUGCUGGCACAGAUGUAGCGGUGUCUAUGUACAGAAGUGUCUUUUUUUUUGUACAUUAAACUUGUUAUUGUAUUCUUAGUCUUGCUGGGAAAUACUAGUUGUGUAAUGGUGUUUGUGUGAUUCAAAGGAGGGGGAGUGCAACGUGAUGAUCUGUCUCAACCAACCCUGACACGCUCCUGAAGCUUCGCCUUGCCUCAGGCAUGUGUUGU